UAUCGCGGCAACGCCACAACACCUGCACGCCUCGAUGGCCCCCAACAUAACACAACGCCCGCCGUGAUGGAAGUCCGCCGCGACCCGCGCUCCUUCCUCUUCUUCAUAAUCCUGCUGCUGCUCAUCAACUCGCCCGAGCCGCAGCAGCAGUCGUACAACACGCGCACGCGCUACGAUGAGCUCAUCCAGCGCGAGUGGGACCAGCUCGACGUCCUCAACCGCACCAACUACGGCGACUUCAACGCCGGCCGGAAGAAAUGGCUGAACGUCAGCGGGUGCCGGGGCGAGGACAGGUUCGCCUGGGACAUGCUGCCUAGCGUCCAGGCCAAGGCAACUGCGCACGGCGAGCGAGCGCUGGGGAACAGGUGGGGGAGUGUGCUGGAUGGAUCACUGCACGAGCGUGAGCUUGAGGAGGGCCGGAUUCCAGUGUACAGGAAUCUGUCCGGCUACGUGCAGGGCGAGUGGAUGCGCGACCCCAGCAGUCGCGUGCGCCAUCCUGAGGACAUGGGCAACACCACGCACCCUGCGAAAGACCCGUUCACGAACUCGGCGAUGGGAUUCGACCGCAAUCUCACAGGGACGAGCGGGCCGGUCAGGGUGCACAUCACAGAGCUGGCGGACAAGAUGAGGAUGGACGUCAACAGGACCGUCUCCGAGAUCAGCGCCAAGGUCGUGGUCGGGGACGACGAGAGCUUUGGCGGCAACUGGUGGGAGUUCUACGUGCAUGGCGUGCACUUCAAAGACAGCGGACAUGCGGUGUUGACGACGACGAGCGAGCGCUUCGCCGGCAUCUUUGCGCUGCCGCAUUUCCAGCUCUCACGGGGCCUCCACAACACCGCGAAAGACUUCCUGAACUGGACCAUCCACGAGACCAUCGACCGACAGAUACACCGCCCGUUCCCUGUCUGGAACCCGUGGACAAGCUCGCCUGCUGGGUCAAAUGAUGAUAUGGUUGGCGUGGCGCAUCACUGCGAAUUUGUUCUCUACCUGCAACAACCCCCAAGCGUGCAGGGCACGGACAUGGACUGGCUCGAGCACGAGAUGCGCUUCCCUACCGGUGCGCCGUUGGGCCACCGCUCGCAGCUCUCCAUGUCCAUGGUGGGCUUCUCGCCGGAUUGCGGCUACAUCAUUGAAUCGAAAGGACCGCCCGACUUUCCCCCCUCAGAGGGCAUGCACCUGGUCGGUGCUAAGACGGAAGAGUACAACGACCGUGCUAGACACAGCAUCGUCGCCUUCGCCGUCGCCUUUGCUUUUCAAUUAUCUUUCCUCAUCAAGCAGAUGAAAGAGACGGCGACUCCUUCGAUGCGCAGCCGCGUCAGUUUCUACACCAUUGCCAUGAUGGCACUGGGCGACGGCUUCACAUUUCUAGUCCUCAUCUUCAUGUACCUCUUCCUCGGCACCGCGCAACUAGCCAUGUAUAGCAUCGCUUUUGUCGCGCUGUUCUCUGUUCUGGCUCAUCUCCGCUUCCUGAUGGAUAUCUGGUCGGUUCAAGCGGCUGAGCGAGCGCGUCAGGCAAGACAGCAAGCUCCAGCCCCUGCCGCGGCACCACCCGCACCGCCAUUACCAGCACCAGCUGUAGACGGACCUCCUCCCGCGGCUGACGCAUUUGGCACGCCAGCAACCGCUGCGAACCGCCCACCGUCUGGGCUUACUCUGCCCGCGACAGCACCCCGGCCUCUUCCUGCAGCCGACGCAUUCGGCACACCAGCAACAGCUGCGAACCGUCCCCCGUCCGGACUUCCUCUUCCUGUGACGGCACCCCGCCCUCCGCCGCCUCGUCCCCAAACGCCGAUUCUCAUUGCGCCUGAUCAGGACGACCCGCUGUCAGACGACGACACACCGCUACUGCCUACAAGAAACCCUGCUGCAACUACGACACCCGCACCUGCAGCGACAAAUCCGCGUGCCGAGUUCGGCGCACUCUAUUCUCGCUUCUGUCUUCUCCUCGUCAUAACGUUCUUCGUGACGAUCCAGUUCGCAACGGCGCGCACGCUGUACAGGAACGUGUAUUUCAGCAUCGUCUCCUUCCUCUACCUCUCCUUCUGGGUGCCGCAGAUCUACAGGAAUGUGAUGCGCAACUGCGGGCGGGCGCUGCGGUGGGACUACACGGUCGGGACGUCGGUCACGCGUCUCAUGCCCAUCGCGUACUUCUACCUCAAGGCCGACAACGUCUUGUUCGCGACGACGGACUGGCAGACGUUCGCGGUGCUCGUCGGAUGGGUAUGGAUCCAGAUUGUGGCGCUGGCCAGCCAGAGCGUGCUGGGGCCGCGGUUCUUCAUAAGAGAGGGCUGGGCGCCGCCGGCGUACGACUACCACCCGAUCCUCCGCGAAGACGAGGAGGGGGCGCUGCUGCCGCUCAACGCAACUUCGUCGUCAGACGAUGCGAUUGACGGCGAGGAGAGCAGCAAGAGCGCAGGCGAGGCAAAGGACAAGGGCAAGAAGGUGUUCGACUGCAGCAUCUGCGCGAUGGACAUCGAGGUGCCGGUGGUGCCUGCGGGGGCUGACGAGAGCACGGUGGCAGGGAUUGGCGGGACGGGCAUGGUGCUGCAGAGGCGCAUGUACAUGGUGACGCCGUGCCGACACAUUUUCCACGCCGGGUGUCUGGAGGGCUGGAUGCGGUACCGGCUGAUCUGCCCCAACUGUCGAGAGGCGCUGCCGCCGCUGUAGAUGUGUAGAUGUGUAGAUGCUGUAGAUGCUGUAGAUGCUGUAGAUACUGUACAGGUCGAAUCACUACUCAUGUUCCUUCCGUCUUGCAUGCAGCAGUCCCGUGAUGCCAGUCCCGUGAUGUCAGGCUAUGCACGUC
Molecule: messenger RNA, 2803 nt
Organism: Boeremia exigua
Lineage: Eukaryota; Fungi; Ascomycota; Dothideomycetes; Pleosporales; Didymellaceae
Exons: 1
Coding region: 67-2667 (866 amino acids)
Source: RefSeq, a predicted model, not a curated record